UGCCUGGCUGCCGGGCCGAGGGCAGCUUUCCAAGCACCUGUCUGUUCCGUGGGCGGUGGCGAUGACUCCGCUCGCCACCGCUCCCCUCGGGGUGUUGCAGUGCGGCUGCCUGCUGGCAGCCCGGCCAGGAACCGCUGGAGGAGGCACGGGAGGAAUUUAAAGUGCUUCUGCUGUUCACUGAACUGGAAGCAAGGGAAAGUCUCAGGGUGUGAAGAUCCCUACAGUGAAAAUCCUUGGAAAUGCUUCAGUAUCAUCCUCAUGCUUAAUAAAACAGAGCCGUUUUCAGGACAGCAAAGGGAGGAGAAACAGCUUUGUGUGCUUCAUGGGUCAGAUGUCAUUCAUAUAGCUGUGGAAGGCUUUAUCAGCUCUUGAGAAAACUUUCCCCUGCACAUAUAUUCACAUCACUCAAGCCUGGAGCUGUGGUGGAGGAAAAUGGAGCCUGUAAAUCUCCUGUCAUUUGCCUCCAUAGAAAUGAAUAGUACAACUAUCACUGUGGCUUUGCUGGUGGUCUUCCUAGUCCUGCUGUAUUGGUACUCCACCUCUGCAUUCUCCAAGCUAAGCAAAGUUGGUAUCCGACAUCCUCCUCCUCUUCCUUUCAUUGGAAACCUGCUCUUUUUCCAUGAGGGCUUCUGGGAAAACCACACAAAACUCAUAAAAGAGUAUGGACCUGUUUGUGGGUACUAUAUUGGUCGCCAGGUCUUUGUGGUGGUCUCCACACCGGAGAUGAUCAAGCAAAUCUUAGUGACAGACUUCAGUAACUUCACCAACAGAACUAGGCCGAAUUUGAUUUCCAAGCCCAUGCUUGACAGCAUCCUUUGCCUUCGUGAUGACAGAUGGAAAUAUGUCCGGAGUCUUCUCACCCCAGCCUUCAGUGAUACCAAAAUGAAAGAGAUGACACCGCUACUAAACCAGGCCUGCGACGUCCUGCUGUGUAACUUGAAAGUCUAUGCAGAUUCUGGCAAAGCUUUUGAUAUCCAGAGGUGUUACAACUGCUUUACCUUGGAUGUUGUUGGUAGUGUAGCUUUUGGUACUCAGGUGGAUUCUCAGAAGAAUCCCGACGACCCCUUUGUUAAGAAUUGCAGAACAUUCUUUGAAAUGUCUUUGUUUAAGCCUCUCCUCAUUCUAAUGCUUUCUUUCCCAUUCAUAAUGAUCCCAUUGCUCCGGAUUUUGCCAAACAAGAAACAAAAGGAACUGAAUGGUUUUUUUAUCGAAACCAUAAAAAAUGCAAUUGCCUUCAGAGACCAGCAAGAUGCAGUUGAGAGGCGCAGAGAUUUUCUUCAGUGGAUGCUCGACUGCCGUGACUCAGCUGACUCCCUGUCACCAGGGGGUUUGGGUGGGAUGAGUCCAUCUGCUGGUUCCAAGCAGGUUGAGGCACCUGUUGCUGGCAGGGCCCCAUCUGUAAAGGUUCAGAAGACAUUAACAGAGGAUGAGAUAGCAGGCCAAGCUUUCCUUUUCCUGAUCGCGGGCUAUGAGACCACCACUAGCACGCUGGCCUUUGCCACGUACCUGCUAGCCACCCAUCCAGAGUGCCAGGAGAAAGUGCUUCAGGAGGUCGAUGAGUUCUCAACAAAACAUAUGGUCCCUGAUUAUCAAAAUGUGCAAGAACUCCCUUAUCUGGACAUGGUGAUUGCAGAGACACUGCGCUUGUACCCACCUGCAUUCAGGUUCACUCGGGAAGCAGCUAAAGACUGCGUAGUGCUGGGGCAGCAUAUUCCAGCUGGGGCUGUCAUUGAAACUGCAGUUGGACAUCUCCACCACAACCCUGAGUUCUGGCCAGAGCCUGAGAAGUUCAUUCCUGAGAGGUUUACAGAGGAGGCCAAGAAGGAACGACAUCCCUUUGCAUACCUGCCCUUUGGGGCAGGACCCCGUGGCUGCAUGGGCAUGAAAAUGGGCUUGCUGGAGACAAAAAUUACUUUGCUGAGGAUCUUGCAGAAAUUUCAAUUUAAGACCUGCCCAGAGACUGAGAUCCCUUUGCAGCUGAAAUCAAAAGCCACACUUGGACCAAAAAAUGGAGUCUACAUAAUCCUAGAACCUCGCUAAAAGGAAAUGUACAUCCUGAAGACUACUGGGAUUGGACCCUUUGUUCAGUGGCUCGCUGUGUAUAACUCUUUCUCAAAACCCCAAAGACAGGUAGGAACCUAAGUCCCACUGAUGGUCAGCAGGUGCUGCCUCACUGCUCACCUGUGGGACAGUCACUUUUUUAGAUUGGACAUGGGCUCCAGAGUCUUUCUGGUGGUUUUCUAAUAGCUCUGAACACCAUCUGUACAGAAGCAUACCACUUUCAAUUGCUUUUUUACAUUACACUUUUUUUUUACUCAUCUUUGAGAUUGCUUUCUUCAUGCUCACGUUCAAUAAAUGGAGCAGAUGUUAAAUGUACAUGCAAUUUUCAAUAGAUUUUAAUCACAAUUCAUUAUUUCACACAUCAUUCUCAUGCAUUUAAAAGUCUCUUCUCUAGAAGAAGCCCCAGAGGAACCACAGUUAUAACAGAAGACCCAUGAUCCAGUGCAUUGGAUUUGAUCAUGAACUAUGUUAGAAAUCAAAGCUGAGUGUCCUGCACAAUGCUUGUUCUCUCUCUGUGUCUGUAAUGUGGAAUCAGUUGCUCCUUCUUCAUGAUUUUUAAGUGAUUUGAAAUGCAAUCAGAUUGAGAAUUUGCACUUGGCACAUUGCAUCGUCUGAAGAGGCACGAAGAAUUCCUCUGCUUGCCAUUUAAGUGAGUAGCAAAGACCAAAGAAAUGAGGUAACAGCCAUUUUGCUCUGAUACUGAACUGCUGGUGGAAAGGUGGAGCAAAAGAAGGCACAAAUUUAAAGAAAGCAGGACUGGAGGAGGUUUUUGGGUAAUCAAAAGGUGUUGGUACAACAUCUGCUUCAUGUUGAGGCCUUUCCAAGCAUUACAGUUAGCACCAUCUUUGUUUAGCUCAUCAACUCCAAGAAAUUAAAAGUGCCUCAUGGACAAAGGCCAUGGCAAAGGAGUGGGAUCCAGGACCAUCAGUCCCAGCAGCAAUCUUGAUUCCUAAUGUGACUCUGGAUCAGGUCAUAUCCCAAGUGCCUCAGUCCACUCAGGAAGGAACUUGUCUGGUUGGCAGCACCCACAAUCCAUUCAUGCUGACUGACUAAGCACAUGCAUCUUCACAGUGCACUUGCACUCUUUACAUUCCCUCCGUGCUCUUUCUUAUUCCCCUACAAACCCCUUCAAUCACCACACAGCUGGUGGAGCAUCACACAGCAGUGUUCAAAUGACUAGAAAAAAAAAAAAAAUUCCUUCAGUGGGCACUACAAGUUGUCUGGCUGUAAAACAAAACUGUAGAAGAUCAGAGAUGGUCUCAGUCUCAGGGUCCCUUUUUUUUUAAUUGUUUUUUUUCAAGUUUUUAUAAGUGGCAUAAAUUCUCUUAGCCCCAUAAAAAUAUGGAAGAACCUUUUAUUUCUUUGCAAGUACUGACCUGCUGCCUGCUGAUACACUCUGCUCAAGGUUUCCUUAGGUACUGCAUCUCACCAGGCUGUAUGCACAGAGAAGUGUCAUGGCAGCAGGAGGCUGAGGCUGACUGCUCAGCUUCACUGCAAGGAUUGCUGGAAGGAGCCAUCUGCUCACUGAUCCUUAGCUGGUUCCCUAGUUUUAAUCUGGCAAGAACCUUUUGCUGCUUUCUUCUCACAUGCUGCCUUAACACUGAUGAAAUUACUGUAUCUUGCUCCUGGAAGAUUUUUUUUUUCUUUCUCUUUCAUGGGAUUUUUUAAAAUUACUUUUAUUUUUUUUAACCAGAACUGUACAGGUAGCAGUGGUUAAGUACUGCCCUGGAACUCUUGGAAGUUUUCCUGUUUCCAUGGAGCAUCUCUGGCAUGCUAAACAGAGGUGCCCUUUUAGAGAAACACUGAUUAUAAAAAUUACUGACAGAGUGAUUGUUAUUUAUCUGAAAAGCAACACACUGUUUCUACAGGUUACCCACCAUUUUUCCCCUCUUGAAAAUAGUGUGCUGGCAGCUGAUUUUCUGUACAGCUUCUACUUAUAGCUGGCAAAAAGUUGGAUGGACCUUAACUAAAAACUUCUCACAUACCUGAAAGAGCAGGAAGCUGCCAAAGGCUUGUUUGCCCCUUCAAAAUUUUACACUGUUUUUCUUUCUUAUGUGAAUUAGUAGGUCUGGGGGUGCUUCCUUUUCAAUUAGAUAUUCCAAGCCUAAAUCAAGCUUGUGCUUUUCUUCCAUAUGCUUUUGUAUGGACUCUUCUACAGCUGCCUGAAUGCUGUUGAUAUCCUCAAUAUUUAUCCAUGAAAAUGUCAGUAAUAAGUAGAGUAGUUUAACAACUCACAUUUCUGGGUCUGAACAGAGCAUUAGCAUCUUGAAUGCCAUGUUGGCUCCACUGGUAGUACUGCACAGCCUGCAACUGUGCAUCGUGUUUUACAGGCUUGGAAAUUGCACCAAGAGUCUUUUCCAGCUGCUUCUAAGUUUGAUGCAGACAGUACCUGAGCAAGUAAACUCACUUGAGUCUGUGCUAGCUAUUUUUUUUUUUCCAACUGUUCUGCAAGCUUUUCUGUUUAAGUAUUAGCCAUUUUCACCUGUCAGUUUGUAGUGGUAUGGGACUACAGCUCUGGGCCAAGUCAUAUUUCUGAAAGUCCAUUGUCCUUUCUUCUAUGUGCAGGCCUAGUGAGACAGCUAGAAAAGUAAGGUGGCUGCCAGCUUUCCAGAAAUAAAAUCAAGAGCCCCAAGCCAUUUCAUCCUUUUAAACAACAGCUGCUGAUAGAGUCACCACACACUGCACAGACAUUUUACCAGGACACUUAAUGAUGCUGGCCCUUGCUCUGGCUGUGUGGGCUCAGCAACAUACCUAAAGAGUGAGUUGUCUUGAGGGUCUGGCACUGCUCUAGCCCCCUGGAAGCACACAGGUGGAAAAAGCAGGGCACGAGACUCAAAGCAGCUCUCCAAAACAGAAGCUGAUGUUAAUCACAGUGUUUGUGCACCCAUAUCACACAGUGCCAAACUGAUCCUGAGCAGAGUUGGCUUAAGGAUUCAUAAACCCCCUCCCCCCAAAACCAAAUCCUAUAAAGGGAAAAAAAAAGGCAUUAGGUUUAUCAUUGCAAGAUCAAAACAUAACUUCAUAUCCUUCAGUUAUGGUAACUAUUGGCAUGGCUGGUACAGCAUGCUCCAGUCAACAGCACUUGACUGUGGGGAGAAACAAGGAAGCUGAUGUAAAAUAAUUUCUCUUCUCAGAAACAAUGUGUGUUUUCUUGCAUUGCUGAGCUCUGAGUUUCUUUAAAAUUGGGCGUGUCUCUUUCACAAAAAGGUCGUAGUCAUUCUCUGGCAGAUGACAUAAAGCAAAGGCUGCUUGGUAAAGGAAAGCUUCUAUUAAAAAUAUACUCUAGGACUUCGCAAUGAUUACAGAAAGCUGUCAGUAUAAAAUGGUAUUUUUAAUCAGACUGCUGAUACAGAAAACCUUUACAGUUUUGUACUUUAUAAAUAGCAUUCCUAAAAAAAACUAAGCUGGGUUUUAGAAAAUAUUAAGCUUCACUGGUUUCAAAUUUGAAGUGUCUGUUCUUACCUGGAAUUAAACUGCAGAAUUUCCUUUGUGUGUGUGAUACUUUCCAAAAGUACCAUCUUCUCA
This is a messenger RNA of Calypte anna (Anna's hummingbird), 5586 nucleotides long. RefSeq names its product thromboxane A synthase 1 (gene TBXAS1). The transcript is spliced from 15 exons. The record is from RefSeq and is a predicted model, not a curated record. The coding region runs from base 433 to 2040 and encodes 535 amino acids. Gene Ontology annotation, molecular function: steroid hydroxylase activity; oxidoreductase activity, acting on paired donors, with incorporation or reduction of molecular oxygen; iron ion binding. NCBI's taxonomy places the organism in Eukaryota, Metazoa, Chordata, Aves, Apodiformes, Trochilidae.